Loa loa (African eye worm) is the source of this 327-nucleotide messenger RNA. RefSeq lists its product as hypothetical. The transcript is spliced from 2 exons. NCBI's taxonomy places the organism in Eukaryota, Metazoa, Nematoda, Chromadorea, Rhabditida, Onchocercidae. The record is from RefSeq and is a predicted model, not a curated record. The annotation marks the transcript as partial.
AUGUCCCACCAUGCUAUAUUUGCAAUAAAUAUGACACUAUUCGUUUUGUCAACGCUAAUAUAUUUAGAAAAGCGUUUAUUGAAUCUUUCUGCAAUUUACAAACAACAGGCGUUGUUAUCCAGUGCAUUAGUAAAUUUGAAUGUUUUUCAGAAUUGGCAAAGUAUUGCUCACUUCAAUAUGCAUUUUAUUUAUUUCGCUUUCUUCGUCUUCCAACUGGGCAAUAUUCAAACAACUGAAGCGCAAACGGAGCAAACAGACCUGUUGGAUUUACUAGUGCAAAAAGUGAGUGAGGAACGGAAUGUAUCAAUAAGUUUACCAAUGCAAGGA